GUCAAGAACGGAUUUAAUGAUUGGAAUUUGGAAAUUGAAAAUUGUACCUAUUUUAUUUAUAUCCUGAUUUAUACACAGAUACAUCUUCAACUUAGGCGAUAGAGAAGUCCAAAAAUGGCUUUAGCUUCAGAUAUGGUCAAUGAUAAACUAAGUAUAAAGAACAUAUUAUUCUCAAAAGCAAUGCCUAAUUAUAAAAUACCAGUACCUGUAAAUGGCCACAAACUGUAUUCAUGCAUAGAUUGUAGUGAUAAGUUUAUAUUUGAAUCGAGUUAUAAAGUUCACAUUGGCCGUAAAUCUCUACAGAUUACUUAUUUAUGCAGAUAUUGCAAUAAACUGAAUGUAUUUUAUAAUAGAUGUCAGUUUUUAGCUCACAUAAGAUCUCAUAGUAAUAAAACCGCUACCAUCAACUUGAGCGAUUUAAAAGUUGAACCUCUGCUAUUUAUCAGCUCAGAAAUUGCCACAACAUCUAAGAGUGUAGAUUCAGUUACUGUUAAUUCAGCAACUGAAAUGUACAGAACUGUUAAUUCAGACCAAACAUUUCCAAACAUAUAUUGUUUUGAAUGCAAAACAAAUAUUACAGUAACAAAAAACAAAGAGAAAGAUAGAGUAAAACAUUAUAUGGAACAUGCACACAAGAUCUACACUUGCCCUGUAUGUUUAUUCACACUACCCUCAAUAUGUGCACUAAGUGCUCACAUUCGUUUGCACUUGAAAAGCCCUCCAUACAUUUGCCCAGAAUGUGGUAUGAAUUUAACAAAUAGGGUGUGUACAUACCCUUACAAUCAUGACUGUGAAGGCUUUAAAAUGAUGAGAGUUACAUUUAGAAUUAAAUGUUUCAAAAGUGGUUGUCAGUUGCUGCAUCCAAACUCUUUUAUAUCCCAUAUGAAGCAGAGCCACUUAAAUAAAAUAUUUAAAUGUCCUUCGUGUGCUCUUGCUGGAUACAAUGAGAAUACAGUAUUGAAACAUGUAAUGCGAUGUUGUGAUAAAACAAAAUACCCUACAUACUAUGAAUGUCAACAGUGUCCUGCAAUAUUUUUAAGUGUAAAUCAAAUAAACAAGCACCUUGAUACUCAUCUUUCAACCAUUCAUAAGAAUCAUCAAAUGUAUCCAUGUUGGGAAUGCGGUGUUAUUUCUACUGAUGUGUAUGAUUUAUUAAAACAUCAUAUUGAUAAGCAUCAUUCAACACACUAUAGACCUUUGUCAUCGAUUCUAUGCAAAAUAAUAUUGAAAACCUGCCAUACAUGUUCAAAACCUGUACAUCAAUGGAUUGAUGGCAAUUUUGAUAAAGAGCCAUAUAAAUGUUCUUAUUGCUCAUUGGAGACUCCCUCUGAAGGCAGCAAGAGGCAAGAUGUAUAUCAAAUAGUAUGCCAUUUGUGUAGAGUUAAAGUUAAUGAAAACUGGGAAGAAAUAAAAACACAUUUCAAAGAAUUUCACAAUCAUAUUAAAUGCUUAGAUUUGAAAGUAAACUUGACAAAAAUGAAUUUAGAGAAGAUCAAGAAAAAAGGGACUAGAACAAAGCACUGUAAAUCAAAUAAGAUAUUCAAGCGCAAUCACAAAAAUAAAGUAGGACCUCAUACUGAUAAAAUUGAUCCACCAACAGCUAUACAAGUUGAACAGAAUACUCCUAAUUACUGCAAAAAGUGUCAGUACCAAACAGAGGAUGCAAAAACUUUCCAUUUACAUAUAUUAUCACACAAAGAUCCAUCUUUGGCUUAUCAGUGUAUGGAGUGUGGGCAAUGCUUUGCUGUCAAGCCCUCUUUUUCAACUCAUUUGUUAUUAGAUCAUAAAAUAACAGAUGUUAAUGAAUAUAUUGUUAAAAAUGAUUGCUUUAACAAAGAUGCAUUAGAAAAAUACCACAUUAAGUCAAAUGCACCAGAAGAUGAGCCACUUGAAUCAAACCAAUGUAAUAUUUGCAGAGAAAAAUUCACUGACCCUCACAGUUUAGAAAAACAUUUCAGAGUUCAUGGCAUGGCUUUCUUAAAAAAGAAUACUCAAAAAGCUAAAAGCCCAUAAAUUGCUGGAGUCAAUUAUUAUUAAAGGCUUGCUUGACAUUG
Messenger RNA from Colias croceus (clouded yellow), 2054 nucleotides. Its product is annotated as zinc finger protein 687a-like. Bases 115 to 2013 code for a protein of 632 amino acids. The transcript is spliced from 3 exons. The record is from RefSeq and is a predicted model, not a curated record. NCBI's taxonomy places the organism in Eukaryota, Metazoa, Arthropoda, Insecta, Lepidoptera, Pieridae.